This is a messenger RNA of Anoplophora glabripennis (Asian longhorned beetle), 2408 nucleotides long. RefSeq lists its product as uncharacterized. NCBI's taxonomy places the organism in Eukaryota, Metazoa, Arthropoda, Insecta, Coleoptera, Cerambycidae. Gene Ontology annotation, cellular component: nucleus. Gene Ontology annotation, molecular function: zinc ion binding. The record is from RefSeq and is a predicted model, not a curated record. The transcript is spliced from 3 exons. The coding region runs from base 113 to 2347 and encodes 744 amino acids.
ACCGUUUCAUAUUAAAACCCGGGACAGUGCCGACGGCUGGCAAUGCUAGUCGAACAGUUGGCGUAGCAACCGGGUGUGGUUCGGACGGUGCUUUCGCUGAUAUUGUAUUGUAAUGCUGGUAAAAAUGGCGAUAAAGGACGUGUGUAGACUGUGUCUGACCGAAGACGAUCUCGUAUGGAUAUUCGACAAACGAUUUGAGAGCAGCGACAAUAUGAAAGACGUUAUUUACAUCACAACUGGUGUAGAGAUCACCGUCAACGAUAUCAUAUCUCAGAAGAUUUGUAAAAAAUGUUGCCAGGUUACCAUUAAAAUGUUCGAGUUUAGAAGAACAUCUUUGAAAAAUGAUCUACAUUUAAAAGAGCAAUGCAAGAUGUUUUUAAGGGAUAAGGAGAUAAAAAUCCCCAACACUCAAGUAACCAUAAGAAGUGAAGUAAAAAACAAUCCCAAGGUUACUGUUAAUGCAGAAAGCGUCAGUCCAAAGAAGGAUGUUGAAGCGAAGAAGGAAGUGAAAGUAUUUAACAAAAUACAUCCCAGCGUACGAGAAUUGUUCAAGAUGUAUCCUCAGAUUAAACUACCUACUGUAUGCUUGAAGUACAAUAUGGCCCCGUGUGUGUCUAUGAAAAUGGAUCAGGUGGAGCAGUAUUUCACAUCUCGUAAACUAGAUUUCCAAAAAUAUACCAAACUAGCUUUAAGAUCCGGAAAGGUUGCUACGAAAAGAACUUCCUCGCUGCAUAAAAUCGCCACCGCAUCAAAAAUUAUUAAAAUCGAACGGAAAACUAAAACAGAAAUGAAGGAAGAAGUUCCUAUUCCUCUGAAAAUUAAUCUACCUCCUCCACCACCUACCACUGAUAAUGUUGUUCAUCCUGAUAUUAAGUGUAAUAGUAAUAUUUCCAUAAAGAAUAUCGAAGAACAACCCUCUUCAAACAAAAGAAAACUUGCCGAAAUUGAUAAAGUAGAGAAAAAGGAAUUCAAAAAGACUAAUUUCGCCCAAUCUUUGGGGUUAACUCCGAAAGUAGCAGAAUCUUGUGGGGGGACACCGACAUUUAUAGCGAACAAGUCAGUGCCGUUAUUUAUCUGUGAAAUAUGCAAUUCGGUUCAGUACAGCUCUAAAGAUUUGAGGAAACAUCAAAACAAACACCUCCGAUGUCAAUUCUGCAAAAUGAAAUUCCGUAGCCUUGAAAACAAAGACGAGCAUUUGAAUAAGACUUGUUCCAUCAAAAAUAUGAUGAACAACUUACCAGAUGUUAAACUUACAAAGGUUGAAUUCAAUGAGUGGGCUCGAAGAAAAUAUCCGGAAACUUUCCAAGGUUUUUCUCCGCUUAAAGGUGUAAAAAUAGAAGAUAUUUCGGAAACGAAAAGUGAUGUAAAUGUUAGUGCAAUAGGACCAGUAGAUGCCAAAGACCUUAAUGUUAAUGUCGUGCCUAAGGAUAACCCUCAAAAACUAACUGUUACGUCAGAAUCUUGUGAAAUUAUAGAAAUUCUCUCUGAUGAUGAGGAAUCUUCAUCAUCCAAUAUUGUUAAAGGACCUCUUUCAGUUAAUGCCACAUCAGUACCUCCGUCACAGGCGUCGCGGGCAACUCCUACGCUAAAUACCGCACAACUUCCUCAAGUAGAAAAUAUAGUGUAUAACACAGUGUCUAUAGUAAGACCGGACAUCAAGAUAAAGGGCAAUUGUGCCUUGGACCUGAUAGACGCGAGACUAACAGAUAUAAAAGUGCUCAAAGAACUUUUGACUCAUUACCGACCUGUGCAUCUCUACGCCGAAAAGAACAUUCAAACCGAAUUGCCAGUCAACGAAUCGAUUUUAUUGAAUCGUCUGGACAUGAGUGCCGAGUUGAAACUACUUAAACCGCAGCUGCACGUUUAUAAAAUUCCUAUUGUUAUAAAGAAUGGCAUUUUCAACGUAUGCUUCAAAUAUACCGCUGAACAAAGACCGCCCAAAAAGUUAUGUCUGUGGAGCGACCUGAACGUCAUGGACAUUAAACCAUCAAAUGUAAAGGUUAGUUCCAAAGUGGUUUCAAAUGAGAAUAUUAAUAACCAGAAUAUUCUGCCAUCUACGGCGACGUACCAUUCCACUGGGAUUUCCAGUAGACCUCCACAGUUGACAACUACAUCGAAAUUCAUCCGUGUUAACACAAGCUCGCUCAGUCCAAUAACGACUGCCUCACACACCUCAUCUUCCAAUUUCAUAACCGUGAACCCGCUGCUAAACAAUGCUCUUCAAAGUACAACAUCCUCGUCUACGACAACGGUGCAGACUGCAAAUGUGGAAACACCGGUUGCCAGUGGUAGUGGAGGACAACAAUUUGGUACUAUUAGGGUUAAAAACGUAUGGGAACUGACUUAAAAUUAAGAAACGUUGUAUAUAUAUAUAUAAUUUUUUAGUUGUAAUUUAUUGUUGACCUUAU